Messenger RNA from Aspergillus heteromorphus CBS 117.55, 2155 nucleotides. RefSeq names its product sugar porter family MFS transporter. Gene Ontology annotation, biological process: carbohydrate transport; transmembrane transport. The transcript has 4 exons. The record is from RefSeq and is a predicted model, not a curated record. Gene Ontology annotation, cellular component: membrane. The coding region runs from base 199 to 1839 and encodes 546 amino acids. Gene Ontology annotation, molecular function: carbohydrate:proton symporter activity. NCBI's taxonomy places the organism in Eukaryota, Fungi, Ascomycota, Eurotiomycetes, Eurotiales, Aspergillaceae.
GUCCAUUCCCCCAAGACUGAGAUUGACAUUCACCAUCCCAUAAUGCGGGGCGUCCCCCGUCCGGGGAUGACUCGCAGCUGACGCACUCGACCAACCCGUAUAUAUUCCGCCGUCUCCCCCUCUCGCCCGCAUUCUGCUUUCGCUUUCUCCUCCUCCUCCCAGGAAGCCAAGCCUGGCCAGUGAAUCCACGGCACCACAAUGUUGAUUGGCAACAUCUACGUGAUCGCAGGCGUCGCCGUCGUCGGUGGUGGCCUGUUUGGCUUUGACAUCUCUUCUCUGUCUGCCCAGCUCAACGAGAAUGCCUACAAGUGCUAUUUUAACCAGGGCCCUGAAGGCCCCCCCUUUACCGACAGUGAGAACUGCUCUGGCCCCACGUCUCUCAACCAGGGUGGCAUCACGGCAGCCAUGGCGGCGGGAUCUUGGCUGGGUGCCUUGAUCUCCGGUCCCCUCUCGGAUCGCAUUGGCCGUAAGACGUCGAUCAUGAUCGGCUGUGUGAUUUGGCUGAUCGGAUCCACCAUCGUCUGCGCUUCUCAGAACAUCGGUAUGCUGGUCGUUGGUCGUAUAAUCAACGGUCUCUCUGUGGGUAUCGAAUCUGCCCAGGUCCCUGUCUAUAUCAGUGAGCUGUCGCCGCCCUCGAAGCGUGGUCGGUUCGUCGGUCUGCAGCAGUGGGCGAUCACCUGGGGUAUUCUGAUCAUGUUCUACAUCUCUUAUGGCUGCUCGUACAUUGGAGGACAGAAGUCUACCGACUACAGCACCGCCUCCUGGAGAAUUCCCUGGGGCCUGCAGAUGCUGCCUGCCAUCUUUCUCUUUUGCGGAAUGCUCCUCCUUCCCGAGUCUCCUCGUUGGUUGGCGCGCAAGGAUCGUUGGGAAGACUGCCAUCAUGUCCUGGCGUUGGUCCAUGCGAAGGGUGAUCGCAACCAUCCUUUCGUUGCGCUGGAGAUGCAGGAUAUCCGCGACAUGUGCGAGUUCGAGCGACAGUUCCAGCACAUCACCUACCUGGAUCUGCUGAAACCCAGGAUGAUCAACCGUACUUUGAUUGGACUGUUCAUGCAGAUUUGGUCGCAGCUGACUGGCAUGAACGUGAUGAUGUAUUACAUCACCUACCUCUUCUCCAUGGCUGGAUAUACCGGAAACUCCACCCUCCUCGCAUCCUCCAUUCAGUACAUAAUCAACGUAAUCAUGACCCUUCCGGCUCUGAUUUGGAUGGACCGAUGGGGACGACGCAAACCCCUACUCAUCGGCGCCGCUCUCAUGGCCAUCCUGAUGUACGCCAACGGUGGUAUCAUGGCUGCUCACGGCGUGGUCGUCCCGGGCGGUAUCGAUGGAGUCGCAGCAGAGUCUAUGCGUCUGCACGGCCCCCCCGCAAAGGGAUUAAUCGCAUGCACAUUCUUGUUCGUCGCAUCGUACGCACCCACAUGGGGCCCUGUGAGCUGGACGUAUCCUCCCGAGCUAUUCCCGCUUCGUCUGCGUGGAAAAGGCGUGGCUCUCUCGACCUCCGGAAACUGGGCCUUCAACACGGCGCUGGGGCUGUUCACACCCACGGCAUUCGCCAACAUUCGCUGGAAAACCUACAUCAUGUUCGGCAUCUUCAAUACAGUGAUGUUCCUCCACGUAUUCUUCAUUUUCCCCGAGACAGCCGGAAAGACCCUCGAGGAGACAGAGGCCAUGUUCGAAGACCCCAACGGCUACAAGUACCUCGGCACUCCUGCUUGGAAGACCCACGUGAGGACCCGUCGGGUCGAAGCCAUGGAGCAUGGCAACGUCGACGUGGAAUCGAAGGUCGAGACUGGUCAUGCUGAGACUGCUGGACCUUCUCACAAGGAUGAGACGGUGGUGUAAUCCACCAACUCGAGAGCUCGAUAACUGGGAUAUGGGGUGGAAGUGGGGUCUGUGAUGGAAUACCCUUGAUUAUGGUUUAUGCGGACAUGAGAGAUUGAAGAUUAAUGCGUUGGUUGCGUGGGUUGCGUGAUUGGAGACAGAAGAAGACAAGAACGUUACCUAGUAAGAACUUUGCUUCGGACAAGACACCACCACUUCUUUCGAAUGCGACUGGAGUUUGUCUUAAGUUAGAGCUUAAUUACUCACGUCUUUGCUGAGAUUGUAACUACCUACCGCUUAGGCAGCCAGACCUACUCAGAUUAAUGUGUUUUCUAAA